AUGGCGAAAGAAAAAGAAGAACAAAAAAAAGAAAAACCUUCAUCAUCAUUGUCAUUUUUAAAGGAAAUCUCAUUUCCAUUCAACACCACUUUCUUGAUAGUAAACGCGAUAUUCCUCGUCACGUCCGCUUUCUGGUUCGUCACCGUCUCGACAUUACAUUACAAAACCGAUGAAUGUAACCGGUUCUUGACAACUCCCGGAAUCUUCGUGAGCUUCGCAUUGCUCGCCAUGACUCUCACCGGAUUCUACGCCGCUUACUACAAAUCCGAUUGUCUCUUCAGAAUCCACUUCUUCAUCUUCUUCUUGUGGAUGUUCGUGGUCGUUGCUAAAGCCGUUUUCGUUUACUGUCUCCAUCACGAGACCAAUCCUAGGUUGUUCCCUGGGACCAAGAUCCAUGAGUUUAGGUUCGAGGAUUACUCUGGAUGGGUUCGUAGAUUGGUCAUCAAAGAAGAUGAAUGGUAUCGUACUAGGAGAUGUCUUGUUAAAGAUAAUGUUUGUAACACCCUUUUCUCUAACCAAAACAUGCCCGCUUCUGAGUUUUAUCAGAUGAAUCUAACUCCUUUACAGUCGGGUUGCUGCAAGCCACCACUUUCAUGUGGAUUCAAAUAUGAGAAACCAAAUCUUUGGAAGGUUUCAAGAUAUUAUAACAACUUAGAAGAAGAUUGCAAGACAUGGAACAAUUCGGCAAACACAUUAUGCUUCGAUUGUUAUUCAUGUAAAGCUGUGAUUAUUGCUGAUUUACAUAAUAAUUCGUUUUCCCUUACAAUUAAUAUCCUUCAUAUCAUCUUUAGUCUUUCCAUUGGCAUUGUCGGUUGGUUUGCUUGGUUAAGGAGCCUUCGAGCAACUCAGAACUAG
Eutrema salsugineum is the source of this 855-nucleotide messenger RNA. RefSeq names its product tetraspanin-13. The record is from RefSeq and is a predicted model, not a curated record. The transcript has 2 exons. Lineage: Eukaryota; Viridiplantae; Streptophyta; Magnoliopsida; Brassicales; Brassicaceae. Gene Ontology annotation, biological process: auxin-activated signaling pathway. Gene Ontology annotation, cellular component: plasmodesma; plasma membrane. Bases 1 to 855 code for a protein of 284 amino acids.